This is a messenger RNA of Eleginops maclovinus (Patagonian blennie), 1075 nucleotides long. RefSeq names its product mitochondrial ribosomal protein S26 (gene mrps26). Gene Ontology annotation, cellular component: mitochondrial small ribosomal subunit. The coding region runs from base 166 to 789 and encodes 207 amino acids. The transcript has 4 exons. The record is from RefSeq and is a predicted model, not a curated record. NCBI's taxonomy places the organism in Eukaryota, Metazoa, Chordata, Actinopteri, Perciformes, Eleginopidae.
CUACACGUUAGCCGCGUUGCUAAUUACUUCCUCCGGUCAGAGGACACCAACAUGGCCGCCCCCUUCUGUCGAUAACAUUUCAAUCUCAAUGUUAACUUUCCUUUAACUAACUGUUACACGUUACCUCUAACAAACCGCACCUGAACGCACACGUUCCUCGCCGACAUGUUCCAGGUUAUCGGCGGGAGAAGCGUCCAGGCGGCUCGGGUCUUUGCACCGAGGAGUGCCGUGCUCGUGGAGGCUGUCCGGGGCAGAAAGUCCCGCACCGACCCGGUUGCUAAGUCAAAAGUGGGGCGAAUCAAAGUGCCUUCCCCGGUUGAUCCGGUGGAGAUGGUGGUCCUGAAGGAGCGAUAUGGAGAGUACCAGAUGAUCAUGAGGGCACUCCGUCUGGAGUUUAAGGAGGAGAUGCUUCGGAAAAGGUACGAGGAGGACACAGGCUCUCUGGCAGAAGAGAGAGCGAGGCAGGAGGCGGAGGAGCAUCGCAUCCUCAUGGACUUCAACCACCAGGAGAACCAACGCAUGCUCAAACUCAGAGUUUUGAGGGUCCAGCAGGAAAAGGAGGAAGCUGAUUGCAAGAAGUUGGAGGUUAUCCUUCAGCGCGAACAAGAGCAGCAAGAAAUUGUCAAAGAAAAAGAGAAAGAAAUAUUGAAGUUGCAGGAGGAUGCAAAGAACUUCAUCACCAUGGAAAACUUGGAUCAGCGUAUAGAAGAAGCUCUGGACAAUCCAAAGAAUUACAACUUUGCCAUCGACAAACAGGGGAAAGUUGUUAAACAAACAGUGCUGCAGUGAAAGACUUGACCAUCUGAGGGAAUAAACAAUUGCAGAGAAAUAUCUAACACCCUGGAAGCAGGUUGUCUUUAACUAAACACAGGAAAAGCAUUCAGUGUGAGAAGAUCAUCGUACAUGUGAAACUAAGAAACAUCUAAGUGAUUUCCUGCCUUUUGUUUUUGUUGUUAUAUUCUUCUUUUUCUGAUCGUGUACCUUCACCUUUACAUGUUGUUUUGAUCAUAUCUGUCUUAUCAUGAUAUGUAAUGUCUGUAAAUUAAAUACAUUUUUUCUUGAGUUUCCACGAAAA